GCGUUCGUACAAUGGUUCCUCUGUUUCCCUAUUGGAUGGAGCCUCUGCAAUUUUGCCAUUUCCAGUAAUAGCGUGGAGAGUGGUUCAUUUCUGAGCCAGGAGGAAAGGAGAAGAUUGAAUCUUUCCAUGUUUAGUCAAUGUCUACGGCGCCAUAUUAGAACCUCUCAACUCCCAGUCUCCCUUAUUAGUUAUUACACACACCCACCCCUCCAAAAUUUCAGAAGAAGGAAGUCACUGGCUUUAGUAGCUCUGUAGCUGGUAUCUUGAGAGCCACAAUGGCGUCCCCUGGAGAUUCAUCUCAUGUGUUUCCAAGAAGGAGGAGCUUCUUUAUUAGGAAGGGAGGAGAGCCCAAAACACCAACCACCAUCGACUCCAGGAAACCUACUGCAGGGGAUGAUACACCCACGAAACCUUUGUUCACCGGAAGUCCACAAUCAAGCUCUUCUGGGACAAACAAGAGAUCAGAACAGAAAAGAAUCAAAAGGGAAACGUCAACACCCAAACCAGCAACGCACGAAAAUCAUAACGUGGGUAAUGGAGGUCGUGGUGAUCUGCAGCUAAGUGUAAAGGUAGAGGAAGCAUUCUUCCAGGAAGAUGAAGCAACUCCACCACCGAAGGAACAUCAGCCUCAUCAUGCACUGUCCAAACUGGUCGGACCUCCAGCUCCAGGAUCCCCGGCCAAAGCCAAGCAGCUAAGCUCACAAAUCCGCCAAGCCUACGCAUUAUCCAUCCCUAAUGUGAAGACUGCCCUCGUUGCUUUCCUAACAACAGCAUCUCCCAACGAUGUCGACGGUAUGAUACAACAGGCGAACAGCGCCUUCGCAUCUCUGGAAGUCCACGGUGCUGAUUACCGGUCUUUCUAUGAUGGAGUCAGGGCAUAUAUCUGCUACUGCUCUCAACUCUCUGCUACAGAGAAAGAGUUGCAAGACAAUGAGGACAACAUCGGGGUGCUGGCUCGACACAAGCAGCUCAGCAAAGAAAUUACCAAGGGAUCGAAGGCCGUUUAUAAGCUCGACGAUGAGUUGCAGCAUGAAGCAAGCUUCAUGGUGCAGCUGGAAUCACGAGUUGAAGAUGCUAGAGAGGCGCUCAAAGAGAUGGAGAUGGAGCUUGAAGAAAGGAAGAUGAGGGUGGCUGAGCUGGAAGGUGUGAAGAUUCAGAAGCUGAAGGUAUUGGAAAUGAAUAUAGAUGGAGUGGGCAAGAUUGCUGGGAAGGCAAAAUGCAUUGAAGAGAUUAUUAAGGACAUUGUUUCUAGGCUCGAGCUGGCCAAGAUCGCUGUCGAACAGUCUAGGGCUGAAUUGUUCAGAGGUUAGCUUAGGGAUUCAGGUUUAAGGCAUUUCUCUUAUUAACAAUAGUCGAAGACCCUUACUUGGGUGAUCAUCACUAAUCCUGUAGUUUGUUCUGAUCAUCAAGGAGAUUGUUUCUAGGCUCCAGCUGGGCAAGGCUGUUGUUGAACUGUCUAGAGAUUAGCUUAGUAAGCAGUAGAGGGAAUGAUGCAUUUCUCUUAUUAACAACAAUCGAACACCCUUAGUUGAUGAUGACUAAUCUUGUAGUUUGUUCUGAAUAUUACUGAUCAAUGAAUGCAGAAGCUCACCUGUUCUUCUGGUA
Molecule: messenger RNA, 1605 nt
Organism: Linum tenue
Lineage: Eukaryota; Viridiplantae; Streptophyta; Magnoliopsida; Malpighiales; Linaceae
Source: the annotation of a GenBank genome assembly